AUGACAACGACAGAGAUGACGGAUAAACGACGAAUAUCAUCCGAGAAAAGGAUUAAUGGCGAAUCCACUUUGAUUGUCGAGAAUGCAAAUACACUGGGGGAUGGAGAUCUCGAAAAGAUUCAUGUAGAAGGGGAGUUGAUCGAAGCGGAGAAUUCAUCAAUCCCCAUGGUCGCGGCGGCUGUGAGCACGAAAGACGAUCCAAAGCUACCGUGUUUAACAUUUCGGUUUUGG
Messenger RNA from Acaulospora morrowiae, 231 nucleotides. NCBI's taxonomy places the organism in Eukaryota, Fungi, Glomeromycota, Glomeromycetes, Diversisporales, Acaulosporaceae. The record is from the annotation of a GenBank genome assembly.